AUGGUAAAAAAUACUGCUAACACUUCCAGCAAAUUCCGACACGAGAACAUAUGUGAACUGAUGGGAGUGUGUUUCGAUGCAACGCCGCGUUUAAUUAUUCUCGAGCUGCUUGCUGGCGGAGACCUCAAAUCAUUUCUUCGCGAAUCUAGACCUCGAAACACUAGCGACCAGCGAAUUCAAAUGGUUGACCUGCUGGAUAUGGCGCAUGAUGUUGCCAAAGGAUGCAAAUUUUUGGCUGAUAAUCGUUUUAUUCAUCGCGACAUCGCUGCACGAAAUUGUCUACUGACCAAAAAAGAAACCGGUCGCAUUGUGAAAAUAGCCGAUUUUGGCAUGGCCAGGGAUAUCUAUAGGUUCGCAAGAUUAUUAUCGAAAAGGUGGUAA
This is a messenger RNA of Gongylonema pulchrum, 381 nucleotides long. The record is from the annotation of a GenBank genome assembly. Lineage: Eukaryota; Metazoa; Nematoda; Chromadorea; Rhabditida; Gongylonematidae.